GUUAAGUUAAACUUCUUAGAAGUAACAUAAUAAUCCUGUCUUUUGUUCAUUUGCAGUCAUAUUGAAAUAUCAAUUGUUAGCUGAGCAUAUUUGAAAAGUGUAUACGAAAUGGCAUGCACAAAAAUUUGCUUGUGUAUCUUGAUUCUUUUUAGUAUUAUAUCAUGCUCAUCUUCGGAAGUAAUAGCAAAAACUGGGCGUGAAUAUCGGAAAUUGUAUCCUAGACGUCGUGGAAUUUCUGGAAUUCAGUCAACAUUGUCAUAUUCAAGACAUUCAAGGAGCCCUGAUUUACGACGUCGACCUCGUGCAUUCCCUAGAAUUAGUCGCUACAGAAGCGGAUAUUUCCCGGGAUCUCCGAUUCGACGAAGCCUUUUGCAUGUUCGACACCAACCUCAACAAGCAAUCUUGGCAAGACCUACAUCUAUGACACACAAUUACACGAGCAAUCCUCGUACGGAUGGCACCAAUUUUUAUCAAAAAUCAAGGAAAUUUUCUCAAACAAAAGCCGGAAAUAAUCGAAUGAGAAACAACAUUUCAAGACCGAAAAAAUCAAAUCCCACAACUUCUCUUACGAGACAGAGAAAAUAUCUCAUAAACAAAUGUAAAAAUAUCAAAAUUGGAAAAUGCUGCCAAGGAUGGAGUCACCAUGCUUUGACGGGCUAUUGUCUACCAUCUUGCUCCGAAUCAUGCGUCCAUGGAACGUGUGAAAACAGCCAUACAUGUAAAUGCAGAAAUGGGUUCCUGGGACCGCUGUGCAACAUAGAUGAAAACGAAUGCGCAAAAGAUGUUUGUGAACAUGGGUGCUUGAAUACGUACGGCAGUUAUAAAUGCAUCUGUGAUGAAGGAUUCCUGAUGCAAAGUGAUGGAAGUUGCAAAGAAAUACCACCAUGUGAAUUGAAACAGUGUGAAUAUAAAUGUUAUGUGGAUAGCGGAGACGCCAAAUGCGUUUGCCCGAGAGGCUACCGGAUAUCUGAAGAUGGUAGAAACUGUAAAGAUAUAAAUGAAUGUACCGAACGGGAUAUCAAAUGCAAUCAACACGAUGAAUUCCGGUUUUGUAAAAAUCUUCCUGGUUCCUACAUUUGCUCUUGCAAGGAAGGUUUUUUCUAUCACAGAUAUUUCAAAGCAUGCACAGAUUCAAACGAAUGCUUGUUGGAAACACACGAUUGUGAUACAAACAUAUCAAGAUGUGUGAAUACGAAUGGAGGGUACAAAUGUGUUUGCAGGGAAAAUUACACCGGCGAUGGCAAGAAAUGUCAGCCUAUAAGAGUGCAGAAUCGACGACGUCUGGAACUUGAAGGAAACUAGUCUACCGAAGAAAACAAGAAAUGAAAAAUGGCAUUUGUGCUGAAGGACAGCUAACCAAAACUCUCUCUCCCACCUAUGAUACCUAUAUCAUUAAUUUUUUUUAAAACAAUGACACUUUUACUAGUUUUAUUCUAAUUAUUUACCAUUGAAUAAAAUAAGUCUUUGGCUUG
Messenger RNA from Styela clava, 1472 nucleotides. RefSeq lists its product as uncharacterized. Gene Ontology annotation, molecular function: calcium ion binding. The record is from RefSeq and is a predicted model, not a curated record. Lineage: Eukaryota; Metazoa; Chordata; Ascidiacea; Stolidobranchia; Styelidae.